This is a messenger RNA of Alnus glutinosa, 2009 nucleotides long. RefSeq lists its product as uncharacterized. The coding region runs from base 196 to 1866 and encodes 556 amino acids. NCBI's taxonomy places the organism in Eukaryota, Viridiplantae, Streptophyta, Magnoliopsida, Fagales, Betulaceae. The record is from RefSeq and is a predicted model, not a curated record. The transcript is spliced from 2 exons.
CAAUUUACGGAUCACGCACAGCUGCCCGCCUGCCCCUCGCUCCUCUCUGCUUUGGGUUUUUUUUUUUCAUUGGGGGUCUGCUCAAUCUACCGAUCUCGGUUACGUUCAGUUUCCGGUGAGCCUUCUCAAGAUUUUACGCUUGCAGAGUUAGAAAAAACAGGAAGAGGCAGAUAAUCGGGAGAAAUUUUGAGAGAGAUGGAGAUCCAACAUUUUAGCCACGAAGAGCACCCCUUGAUGUUGGUGGAAGAGUUAGAAAAUGAAGUUGUUUGCUCCGGGUGCGAUAAAUCAGUAUCAUGUGGUCCUGCCUACAAAUGCUCUCCCUGCAAAUUCUUCCUCCACAAGUCAUGCGCCGAGUUACCCCGUGAGAUACAACACCACCCUUUGCAUCCAAACCACACCCUCCUUCUCAAAGCGCCAUCAAAGAAUUUUAGAUUUUGUGAUGCCUGCCUUAAGUUUUGCGAAAGAUUCUUCGCCUACGACUGCAAUAGUUGCAAUUUCGUCCUCGAUAUCGAAUGUGCUUCCAUUUGGCCAACUAAACUUGACGCCUGUCACCAACAUGAAUUCGUUCCCAUCUUUCAGCAAAUUCAGUUCACUUGUAAACUCUGUGGUGAGGAUUGCAGCACCGCCGCCCAGCCGGCCCAUGUAUGUCUCAUUUGUCGACACUUGGCUCACACUCUAUGUGCUGUGAAGCCACGUACCAUCCAAAUUUCGGCAGAUCGCCACUUGCUCACUCUCAUCUAUUCACUCGGUCAAGUGAUUAUGAAGGAGCACGACGAUGUAUUCUGUAAGCUUUGCUAUAAAAAGGUCAACCUCAAGUAUGCUGGUUAUUAUUGUCAACAAUGUGAUUUCGUAUCCCACUUGGAAUGCGUAGGCAAAAAUCUUUCUUUUCCAAGUAAGACCUUAGACUCGAGCAUAGAUCUCAUUGAGGAUAUCGACUUUGAAGAGGUUGAAGAAUGUGAUGAGCUCCACCAUUUCAAUCAUGAAUGCAUCUUAAUCAUUAGCCGCAACGAAGUUGAGGUUCAUGAUCAUAAGCUCUGUGAAGGUUGUGUGCAAUCAAUUUCUGUCCCAUUUUAUAGUUGUGAGCAAUGCAAUUACUUUCUCCACAGCACAUGCGCUCGACUACCCUUAAAGAAGCUACACCCAAGUCAUCCACAUCCGCUUACCCUCUCCGCAAGGGGAAACUGCAUUGAUGGCAUCGUAUAUUGUAAUUAUUGUGGUGGUUAUAGCCAUGGCUUCACUUAUACAUGUCACGGAUGUAACUACAGUUUUGACAUUCAAUGUUGUUCGAUUCCAAAAUCCUUUAAGCAUGAAGUUCACCAACACUCCCUCAAUCAUGCUAUCAGUUCUGUCGAAAACUGCAAUGCUUGUGAUGGGUGGAAUAAGUGCAGAAAUUGUAAUAGGCCCCACGACGGUGUAUUUGUAUGCACUAAAUGCAAUUUUGCCUUGGGUUUUGAAUGUGCAACACUCCCUCUCAAAGCUAAGUAUGACUAUCACCCGCAUCCCCUCUCCCUCACUCACGGUAUUACUGCAGAAAUUGAUGAUUCUGAAAAAUAUUAUUGUCUAAUUUGCGAAGAAGAAAGAAAUGCAAAUCAUUGGUUCUACUGCUGCAUACAAUGUAACUUUGCUGCUCAUACUCGGUGCGUAGUUGGGCGGAAUCCUUACAUCAAGUAUGGAAGAAGUUUUAUUUUAAAUGAUCAUCAACACCCUCUCACUUUUGAAUGGAAAACUAAGGUCUCUCUUUCAUGUGAUGCCUGCGGUGAAGCUUUUGAUGGAGACGUGGCCCUAACCUGUAAGCAAUGCAAAUUCAGCGUUCAUUGGGGCAUUAAUUGUAGAAAGAAAUUAAGUGAUAAAAUCAUUAUCUCUUAGUGCUGGUUAGAGACGUUUUUUUUUUUUUGGUAGUUAGCUGCACUAGCUAGCUUACAUUUGUAUUUGUGUUUGUGUUAAUUAGAGAGUACCUGGUCAUAGUCGUGUAAUUUAUUUCAUUAGGUACCAUUUAUUGGAUUAAACUU